AUGCCAGCUUCUUCCAAAAAGGCCGUCAAAACGAAGACCGAUAAUUGCAGAGAUCGGAAGCGCGCAGCGUCGCUGAAGAAUUGGGUGGCCAAACUGUGGGUGAAACAGUUCUUGAAAGAAGACGCACAGAAGCACAUCCAGAAAUUUCACAACGCGUGUGCAACCCUUCGACGUGAGAAGGCGGACCUUUCCAAGCAGGUCAAGACCCGGCGCAAGGAGUUGUUUGUCAUGCGUCGCGACAAGUUCGCGGCCGAGCGCGCGGCCGAGAACAACCGCAAGGCCUACGAGAGGGCCAAGACGGGAAAGGACAAGCUGGGCGGCGCGGUGGAGGAAGCAGCGCGCCUCAGGCAACAGCUGCGCAAGGCCAGAGCCGCGGGCAAAGCGGAGGGCGCGGCCGCGGCCAAGAGGGAGGCGGCGAAGGAACACAACAGCCUGCAGAACGCACUCUGGGAGAAGAAGGCCAAGUACAACAACCUCCUCUCGGAGAAGUGCCGCUUCCUCGCGCUGGCCACCGCCGCGCAGAGGGAGAACUACUUCGAGCUGGCCAAGAAGCCCAAGACUCGGAGGAGCAUCCGUGACGGAUGCUUCGGCAGCCAAUAGGCUGGUUGCCGGUGCUAACGACGAAUUCAAUUGCCACGCCUGCUCGCAAAAAAAGGAA
Prorocentrum cordatum is the source of this 658-nucleotide messenger RNA. NCBI's taxonomy places the organism in Eukaryota, Dinophyceae, Prorocentrales, Prorocentraceae. The record is from the annotation of a GenBank genome assembly.